AUGCAUUGUAUUAAAUUUCAAGUUUACCAUGGCGGAGACAUAUACGAUAUGGUUCUCUCGACUGACUCAUCGGAUCCAUCAGUAGCAGAUCUUCAGCGACAAAUCGAACGACAAUUUCAUAUUCCAAUUAAAAAUCAACGCAUUUUAUUCAAAGGACAAGAUCUACAUGAGAAUCAACAGGGUAAAUUGAGACGAUAUGGUAUUACCAAUGCUUGUGCGAUUCGUGUAGUUGGACAUAAAGAGUUAUGA
Messenger RNA from Adineta ricciae, 249 nucleotides. NCBI's taxonomy places the organism in Eukaryota, Metazoa, Rotifera, Eurotatoria, Adinetida, Adinetidae. The record is from the annotation of a GenBank genome assembly.